CCCGAACGCUGCAGCCCCCUUUCUCCCCCGCCACGCUUCAGGUCACAGAGAGCGGGGAAGAGAACCCAGGCGUCCUGGCUCCCAGCCCUGCCCCCGCUACAGGACCCAUAGCCCGAGCUAGGUGACCCAGCUGCCGUGGGGGGGCUAUUUAUAGCCUGUUCGGAGGGAGGGGGGCGUCUUGUAUAAGGGCAGCGAGGGGCCCGCGGGGGCCGGGCCAGGCUGCCAUUGGCUGGGGGGCCGGGGGGGGAAGCCGGGCAGCUGGGGCCGUCACUCAGAGGAGCCCGGGGCAUCUGCGGCUCCACCGCUGCUCGGCUCUGUCCUGCGCCCCCAUGGCCCCCCCCAUGGCCUGGCUCCUGGUGGGCUUGCUCUGCGCCCUGCAGCCCCCCGGGGCCCACGGCGACCAUCGCCACGGCGACGUGGAACCCCACCAGCCGGCCCAGGGGCAGCCGCAUCACCACGACGACCCUAGCCCCGGCCACCAUCGCCACGGCGAUGUGGAACCCCACCAGCCGGCCCAGGGGCAGCCACAUCGACCUGACGACCUUGGCCCCAGUGACGGGGAGCCCCGGGGGCACCCACAUCACCACGGCGAGGAGGAGCCGCCCCACGGUCGCCACGGCGACAUGGCGCUCCCCCAGCAGGCCGAGGGGCAGCCGCCUCCCGAGGACCCUGGCCACCACCAUCGCCACGGUGACGUAGAGCCCCAGGGGCAGCCCCAUUUCCACAGUGACGGCCACCAUCACCACGGCGAUAAGGAGGAGCAGCCCCAUGAGGCAGAAGAUGCCCCCAGGCCCCGUCGCCACGCCAACGAGGAAGAAGAUGCCCCAGGGCCCCGUCGUCACGCCGACGAGGAAGAAGAUGCCCCCAGGCACCAUCGCCAUGACGCUGAGGAGGAUGAGGACAAGGCCCGUGGGCGCCCCCAGCCCGAGGAGGAAGACGAGGAUGGCCGUCCCGGGCAGAGCGAGGAGUCGGACGAGUCCGAGGAGGAAGGGGACGAGUCCGAGGAGGAUGGGGACAAGUCCGAGGAGAGGGUCCUGAGAAAGCCCCACAGGGAGGAGGAGAGACGGGGCAGGGCACGCCAGGGGGAGGAAGAUGAUGAGGGGGAGGAAGAUGAAGAGGAGGAGGAGGAAGAGGAUGGCUACCAGCCGGGCUCCGUGUGCCAAUACUGCGCCUUCUGCAAGCACUGCGGGGAAUGUGAGAAGUGCCCGUGCAAGGAGGGCGACACCAGCGAGCACUGCGAGUCCUGCCAGUACUGCCAGUUCUGCUACGUGUGCCCUCUCCUCUGUGAGACAGGCUGCCAGCCAGGGGGCAUCAUGGACCAGCUCUCUGGGGCCUUGGUCCAGUCUGUCUCAUCCAUCUUCGAACAUCAGGAGCAGUGAAAGGCUCGUGGGGAGAAUAAAUUUUUUUGGGGGGUAGGGGAAGAACCUGGCUAACCUCUGACCCUUAGGGGUAAAAGGGGGCCAAGGAGCAGGUGGCCCCCCCAGGCGAGGGGAUACACGAGCCCCACAACUCUCACUGCGCUGCCCCAUCUCACCGCCCCAGUGCCGAGUUACAAGGCCCAGAGGGGAGGGGGUCACCCCCUUUAGGUGGGGGGGGUCCAGCCCCACUCAGAGGGCAACAGGGGGGGAGCCACUGAGCUGCUGCGCCCCCCCCCCCAGCCAGGCAUCAUGCAACUUCCCCCCACUUACCUCCUUUGAUGCCCCCAUCUCAUUCCCCCUGACACUGCCCUGCUCCCCCCAUAAGUGCCCCCCCAGCAUGAGCUGUGGGACCCCCCCAGCGCCCCCCCCAUUGUACAUUUUGGUCUUUGGUGCUUGUUUCCCUGUGAAUAAAACUGGCCCCCUUCCCCCCCA
Messenger RNA from Malaclemys terrapin pileata, 1850 nucleotides. RefSeq names its product histidine rich calcium binding protein (gene HRC). Lineage: Eukaryota; Metazoa; Chordata; Testudines; Emydidae. Gene Ontology annotation, molecular function: calcium ion binding. The transcript has 6 exons. The record is from RefSeq and is a predicted model, not a curated record. Bases 330 to 1379 code for a protein of 349 amino acids.